This is a messenger RNA of Penicillium maclennaniae, 546 nucleotides long. RefSeq lists its product as uncharacterized. Bases 1 to 546 code for a protein of 181 amino acids. The record is from RefSeq and is a predicted model, not a curated record. The transcript has a single exon. Lineage: Eukaryota; Fungi; Ascomycota; Eurotiomycetes; Eurotiales; Aspergillaceae.
AUGCUGUUCAAAAACAUUCUUUUCACCUCUGUCGUCGCUUUGUUGAGUGGUACGGUCGCCGCGGAGGAUGUUAGUGACGGCGGCGCUCCCAAGCUCAACGUCGGCUCUCUGAACCUUCCCAAAAGGAAUGCUCCGAAUGGACUUCGCGCACGAAGCCUUACACUUCUCGAAAACUUGGAAAGUCUGGUCCUCGUAGGCUCUUCUACCCCGACAGCUACCCCGGCAAGCUCCUCGAGCAGCUUCUCGCACAUUGCUCAACCCAGCCCGACGUGGGCCCCUCGUCGCCAGAAACGCAACGUCGAGCUUCUCUCUGAAGUUGGAAGCAUCAUUCCUGGCAUUCAGCCUACGUCAUCAACUGCUGCGUCUUCGGCUAUGCCCUCAGAUGGCUAUAGUCACCACUGGAGACCGAACCAGCCCUCGAAGUCGUGGGAAAGGCGAAUUGUGGCGACACCUAUCUCGAUCCCCAGCUCAGUCCCAAUUCAAAGCGCUCGCAUGUCCCCUACUUCGACCCCCAGGCCGUCGAUGAAGAGAGUCAAGUCAGCCUGA